UGCUACUUCAGCUAACUUUGCGAUUGAUGCUUCUCACGUCGACAUGUUUUGUACGUUUCUGAGCAAUUCUGGAUUUUUCCGAUUUUUCGAACAGGAACAAUAAGCUCUUGUCUCUUCGUAGUUUGUUCUUAUUCGCCAAACCUCCGAACAGUUCAUUCUUCGCAUCGUAGUUCUGCAAGCGAAAAAAUCAACGACGUGUUACAUUGGCAGCAUUGCUUGCCUUACGCUUGUCAACUGUAGUAGACUGGAAUGAAUUGACUGUGGAGUUGUCGCGAGUGAUUACUAAUAAUACUUUAUUUUCGUAACAGUUCUGAGUCAAGCGAAAAGAGGAGACCGAUUUCUCGUGCCGCGCCGUGGCUUUGGAUAGUCCAUUUCUGAGAUAAGACGAGCGUCAUGGAUGACUUACAGAACUACAAGCUGCAGCUUCAGCAGGUGGAAGCGGCUCUCACAACAGAUCCAAAUAAUGAAGAGUUGAUAAAGCUGAAAUUCGAUCUGAAGGAAGUAAUAAAGCUGACACAUGAUUUAAUUAAGUCACAACAGCAGGAAAAAAGACAAGCCAAUGGCAUGGAUGCUAAAGAUCCUAUUUUGCUAGCAGUUCUGGCCAAUAAGUGGAAAGUCGGCGAUCAGUGUAUGGCACCUUGGAGCGAGGAUAACAAGUAUUAUGAAGCAACUAUAGAUGCGAUAAAUGAAGAUGGAAUAGUAAAUGUGACGUUCAAUGAGUACAAGAACACUGAUGUUACUAUGCUCAGUCAGCUAAAGUCCGUUGCUAAGAGGCCAGCAUCAGAUUGGGCAGAUCAAAAAUCAAAGAAAAUGCAAGCAGCUGCAGUUGCGGGUUCGGAUCCAAAUAAGCAAAGGGAAUACCUUAAGAAAAAGAAGCAGAGGAAAUUACAGCGAUUCAAAGAACUGGAGGAGGAACGGGAAUUGGAAAAAAACAAGUGGCUAGCAUUUACUAACAAGUCUUCGAAGAAAGGUGUUAUAAAGAAGAGCAUCUUUGCGACACCGGAGAACGUAAAUGGUCGUGUGGGAAUUGGUACCUGUGGUGUUAGUGGUCGAGAAAUGACCAAGUUCAGUAACGGAGAAAAGUGGAGGCGAGGAGCUUAAAUAAAUUAUAUGUAAAUAGAUAUAUCAUAAUUUGUGAUGAAUGAGAUAGAGUUAUCGUGAAAUUAUCAUUAUAUUAUAAAGACUGGUUCACGAACGCUUCUGCGGUACGUGAGUGAACGAUAUGGCAAUGUUUAUGGGGUUAGCGACAGUGAGUGCGUCUAAUAUCUUUUCUUAGCAAUACCGAUUCUAUGGAGUAUCAAGACAAUUUCGAAUUUUUUACUAUAACAAUUCAAAAGUAACUGCAGCGAAUAAAUGUGUUUUUAGAUUAAUACAUUUCCGUAAGCAUAACUUGUUUACAAUCUUAUUGAAUAUAAAUAAAUGUAUAUUUUAA
Messenger RNA from Mycetomoellerius zeteki, 1432 nucleotides. It is a transcript of the gene Spf30, whose product is annotated as Splicing factor 30. Gene Ontology annotation, biological process: regulation of alternative mRNA splicing, via spliceosome; mRNA processing. Gene Ontology annotation, molecular function: RNA binding. The transcript has 5 exons. The record is from RefSeq and is a predicted model, not a curated record. NCBI's taxonomy places the organism in Eukaryota, Metazoa, Arthropoda, Insecta, Hymenoptera, Formicidae. Bases 394 to 1101 code for a protein of 235 amino acids. Gene Ontology annotation, cellular component: cytoplasm; precatalytic spliceosome; nucleus.